GUCAGUAUAUUGCAUCACUUCCGGUCGCCGGUCCGGGCGUGGAUGCGGCGCUUUCCCGGAUUCCUCGCCGGCUCUGCUCGCGGGGUCCCCUCUUCGAACCCUGCCCUGGUCACGGGGCGUCCAGCAACAAAAUGGUUCAACAAGUUCCAGAAAACAUCAAUUUCCCUGCUGAAGAAGAGAAAAUUUUGCAGUUUUGGUCCGAAUUUAAUUGUUUUCAAGAAUGCUUAAAGCAAUCCAAAAAUAGACCAAAAUUUAAUUUCUAUGACGGGCCUCCUUUUGCAACUGGAUUGCCUCACUACGGACAUAUACUCGCUGGGACAAUUAAAGAUAUCGUCACAAGAUAUGCUCACCAGAGUGGGUUUCAUGUUGACAGACGAUUUGGAUGGGAUUGUCAUGGCUUACCUGUGGAAUAUGAAAUUGAUAAAACACUGGGAAUCAGAGGACCAGAGGAUGUAGCCAAAAUGGGAAUUGCAGAAUACAACAAGCAGUGCCGCGCAAUUGUGAUGAGAUAUUCUUCUGAGUGGAGGUCUACUGUGACCAGGCUUGGCCGAUGGAUUGACUUUGACAAUGACUACAAAACUCUGUAUCCACAAUUUAUGGAAUCUGUCUGGUGGGUCUUCAAACAACUCUAUGACAAAGGCCUCGUUUACAGAGGUGUGAAAGUCAUGCCCUUCUCGACGGCGUGCAACACUCCGCUUUCCAACUUUGAAUCUCACCAAAAUUAUAAGGAUGUUCAAGAUCCUUCAGUCUUUGUAACUUUCCCUCUGGAGGAAGAUGAAAAUGUAUCUCUGGUUGCUUGGACAACCACUCCUUGGACUCUGCCUAGUAACCUUGCCCUGUGUGUUAACCCAGAGAUGCAGUAUGUGAAGAUUAAAGAUGUUGUCAGGGGCAAAGUACUCAUUUUAAUGGAAGCCAGAUUAUCAGCUCUUUAUAAACUGGAGAGUGACUAUGAGAUCCUUGAAAGAUUUCCAGGUGCCCAUCUCAAAGGCAAGAAAUAUAGACCCCUGUUUGAUUAUUUUGUGAAGUAUAAAGUAAAUGGUGCUUUUACUGUGGUAGUUGACAACUAUGUGAAGGAGGAAGAAGGCACAGGGGUUGUACACCAGGCUCCUUACUUUGGCGCUGAUGACUAUCGAGUUUGUAUGGACUUCAACAUCAUUCAGAAAGAUUCUCUUCCUAUCUGCCCAGUGGAUGCUGCUGGCUGUUUCACUGCAGACGUGACGGACUUCGUAGGGCAAUAUGUCAAGGAUGCUGACAAAAAUAUCAUAAGGACUCUGAAGGAGCAAGGUCGUCUCCUCGUGGCUGCCACGUUCACUCACAGCUAUCCUUUCUGCUGGAGGUCGGACACUCCCCUCAUUUACAAGGCGGUGCCCAGCUGGUUUGUGCGCGUGGAGCAUAUGGUGGACCAGCUACUAAGCAACAACGACCGGUGUUACUGGGUUCCAGAGUUUGUACGAGAGAAACGAUUUGGAAAUUGGCUGAAAGAUGCACGAGACUGGGCCAUUUCCAGAAACAGAUACUGGGGCACCCCUAUUCCACUGUGGGUCAGCGAUGACUUUGAGGAGGUAGUGUGUGUUGGGUCAAUGGCAGAGCUUGAAGAACUAUCAGGAGUAAAGAUCUCAGAUCUCCACAGAGAAAGCAUUGACCACCUGACUAUCCCCUCACGCUGUGGAAAGGGAUCCUUGCAUCGCAUCACAGAAGUAUUUGACUGCUGGUUUGAGAGUGGCAGCAUGCCGUAUGCUCAGGUUCAUUACCCAUUUGAAAAUAAGCGGGAUUUUGAAGAUGCAUUUCCUGCAGACUUCAUUGCUGAAGGCAUUGACCAAACCAGAGGAUGGUUUUACACCCUGCUUGUUUUGGCCACAGCUCUCUUUGGACAACCGCCCUUCAAAAAUGUGAUCGUGAAUGGCCUUGUACUAGCCAGUGAUGGCCAGAAAAUGAGCAAACGAAAAAAGAAUUAUCCAGACCCUCUUUCAAUCAUCCAUAAAUACGGUGCUGAUGCCCUCAGGUUAUAUCUGAUUAACUCCCCUGUGGUGCGAGCAGAAAACCUCCGCUUUAAGGAGGAGGGUGUGCGAGACGUCUUGAAGGAUGUGCUGCUCCCCUGGUACAACGCCUACCGCUUCUUCAUCCAGAACGUCCUGCGGCUGCAGAAGGAGGAAGCGAUUAAAUUCCUCUACAAUGAGAACACGGUUAAAGAAAGUGCCAACAUCACAGACCGGUGGGUCCUGUCCUUCAUGCAGUCACUCCUUGGGUUCUUUGAGACUGAAAUGGCAGCUUACAGACUGUAUACUGUAGUGCCUCGUCUGGUCAAGUUUGUGGACGUUCUAACCAACUGGUAUGUCAGGAUGAACCGCAGGAGGUUAAAGGGUGAGAAUGGAGCCGAAGAUUGUGUGAUGGCCCUGCAGACCUUGUUCAGUGUCCUGCUCUCUCUGUGCAGACUGAUGGCCCCCUAUACACCCUUCCUUACUGAACUCAUGUACCAGAAUCUAAAGAUGCUCAUUGACCCUGUUUCUAUCCAGGAUAAAGACACACUCAGCAUCCACUACCUCAUGCUGCCCCAUGUUCGAGAGGAAUUGAUUGACAAGAAGACAGAGGAUGCAGUGUCCAGAAUGCAGUCUGUGAUUGAGCUUGGACGUGUGAUUCGUGACCGGAAAACUAUUCCAAUAAAGUACCCUUUGAAAGAAAUUGUCAUUAUCCACCAAGACCCAGAAGCUCUUAAUGAUAUCAAGUCUUUGGAGAAGUAUAUCAUUGAGGAGUUGAAUGUUCGAAAAGUUACUCUGUCUACAGAUAAAAACAAGUAUGGCAUCCGCCUGAAGGCAGAGCCUGAUCACAUGGUCCUUGGGAAACGUCUGAAAGGAGCCUUUAAGUCGGUGAUGGCGUCCAUCCAGCAGCUGAGCAGCGAGGAGCUAGAGCGCUUCCAGGAGACUGGGAGCAUUGUUGUGGAAGGCCACGAAUUGCACGGAGAGGACAUCCGUCUCAUGUACACCUUUGAUCAGGCAGCAGAUGGGACUACGCAGUUUGAAGCACACUCAGAUGCUCAGGCUCUGGUUCUCUUAGACAUCACCCCUGACCAGUCAAUGGUGGAUGAAGGAAUGGCUCGGGAAGUCAUUAAUCGUAUCCAGAAACUUCGCAAAAAGUGCAAUCUGGUUCCAACUGAUGAAAUAACCGUUUAUUAUAAAGCAAAGUCGGAAGGAAACUACCUGAAUAACGUUAUUGAAAAUCACACAGAGUUUAUAUUUGCCACUAUAAAGGCUCCCUUGAGACCCUACCCAGUUCCUACAUCAGAUAAAGUCCUUAUCCAAGAAAAAAUGCAGCUAAAAGGUUCUGACCUGGAAAUUACGCUCACCAGAGGAACAUCUGUGCCUGGCCCUGCUUGUGCAUAUGUUAAUCUGAACAUCUGUACAAAUGGCAUUGAGCAAGGUGGAGUACUACUUUUGGAAAACCCAAAAGGCGAUAAUCAGUUGGACCUUUUAAAGUUCAAGAGCCUUGUUACUAGCAUUUUUGGUGUGAAAAACACAGAGCUGGCCGUCUUCCAUGGUGCAACAGAACUGCAAAACCAAACCAACUUGAUGAGUCUUAAUGGGAAAACACUUUGCGUGACCGCAGGGUCCCCUCCUCCUGUGACCGACAGCUCUGGUCCCGUCCUCUGUCAGUACCUCAACCUGCAGCUCUUGAAUGCAGACCCACAAGAGUGCUUAAUAGGAACAGUGGGCACUCUUCUGUUGGAAAAUCCACUCGGGCAGAAUGGACUCACCUACCAAGGUCUUCAGUAUGAAGCGGCCAAGGUGUUUGGCCUUCGGAACAGGAACCUGAAGCUGUUUCUGAGUGAGACUCAGACAGAUGAAAUCACAGAAGAAAUCCCCAUGAAGACUUUGAACACAAAGACUGUGUAUGUUUCUGUGUUACCAACAACGGCAGAUUUGUAACAUGAAGUUACCUGUGUGGUUUAAUCAGGCAUCUCCACCACAGACGUGAACAUGUGCACAUAGAGCCACAAGGAAAAUACAUUCUUUGAAUACAUGUCUGAUUUUGGUCUAAACUUGAAGUCCGAUUGAUUCGUCAAGUGACUUGAUGUGUGUUAGAUAUCUAUGUUGUCAUGUUUGGGGGAUAGUUAUAGUCUUACCUCAGCACUAUACAUUUAUUUCUAUGCUUGAAUUCUCAAGUACAGAAGGCAGAAGUAAUUUGAAUGGCAUAUAUAUGUAUAUAUAUAUAUAUUCAUAUUCCGUGGCCUCUCAAAGGAAUGAAAGAUGUUACAUACUUCUACUGCUUGGAUUUUCCUGGGUUAUCUGAUGGAAUGUUUUUAAGUCAAUCAUAAUAAUUAUCAUAAUCAAAGA
Molecule: messenger RNA, 4328 nt
Organism: Erinaceus europaeus (western European hedgehog)
Lineage: Eukaryota; Metazoa; Chordata; Mammalia; Eulipotyphla; Erinaceidae
Gene: IARS1
Product: isoleucyl-tRNA synthetase 1
Exons: 34
Coding region: 132-3920 (1262 amino acids)
Biological process (GO): isoleucyl-tRNA aminoacylation
Molecular function (GO): tRNA binding; aminoacyl-tRNA deacylase activity; isoleucine-tRNA ligase activity
Source: RefSeq, a predicted model, not a curated record